Ctenopharyngodon idella (grass carp) is the source of this 2620-nucleotide messenger RNA. RefSeq names its product TLC domain containing 4a (gene tlcd4a). The transcript is spliced from 7 exons. Gene Ontology annotation, cellular component: membrane; endoplasmic reticulum. The coding region runs from base 321 to 1109 and encodes 262 amino acids. Lineage: Eukaryota; Metazoa; Chordata; Actinopteri; Cypriniformes; Xenocyprididae. The record is from RefSeq and is a predicted model, not a curated record. Gene Ontology annotation, biological process: lipid homeostasis.
AGAAUGAAGCUGAAAUUGGAUCCUCUCACCACCAUCACAUACAGCCAUCAUCAGUUUCACAUAAUCAUCCUCAACAUGCUCUCCCCGACGCGCGCUUAUAAAACCUACACGCAUCGCAGAUUCAGAUUAUUAUAAGGACCUUCCGUUUGUAUGUUUUGAUAUGAAAUCAUGCAUUUCAUAUCGCCGUGGGGAGAGGACAAUCAUGCAUGUGUCUGACUGACGGAAAAAACACGGAUUUUUAUUAGCCCAUGUUUUCAGACACCAUGCACAACUAACCAACAGACACCAUUGAUGAUUGAUAAGAGUGGGGUCGGGUGGCCAUGGACCCCUUCAGCCAGCUGAUCCUGCUCAUCUCGGUGGUGAGUUUUUGCACCUUCCAGUGGCUCUUUCACAGCGUGAGCCCCUGGGCGUCGUCCAGAAUCAGCCCUGGCUUCCUCAAACUCACCCACAAACAGAAGAUCGAGUGGAACUCAAGGACUGUGUCCACGCUCCACGCUCUGUUGGUCGGCCUUUUCUGCCUCUACAUCCUGUUCUUCGAUGAGGCCGUCAAUCAGGACCCCGUAUGGGGAGAUCCUACUCUGGUGAAGAUAAACGUGAGCAUUACUACAGGCUACCUCAUAUCUGAUCUGCUGCUUAUAUUUUACUAUUGGAGAGCAAUAGGAGACAAGUUUUUUGUAAUCCACCACCUGGCAGCAUUGUAUGCUUACUACUAUGUACUGGGUCAAGGAAUGUUGCCUUAUUUUGCUAACUUCCGUCUGCUUGCAGAGUUUUCCACACCGUGUGUAAACCAACGCUGGUUCUUUGAAGUGUUAGGUUACCCCAAAGUCUCCAAGCCCAACAUGGCUAACGGGGUACUGAUGGCGGCUGUGUUUUUCCUGGUGCGGAUCGCUGUCAUGCCAGUAUACUACACCCGAAUGUGCUCCGUGUACGGCACGGAGGCCUUCUACAGGGUCUCCUUCGGCGGCCGCAGCGCUUGGAUCUUCUCCAGCAUCUGUCUGGACAUCAUGAACGUCAUGUGGAUGCAUAAAAUCGCCCGCGGCUGCUACAAAGUCUUGCGUUCCAGCCGGAGGUCCAAACCUGAGAGCCAGGAGAAUGGAAAAACCGAUUGAGCGAAAGGAACUGGCUUGAAGGACGUUCGAAUUUGCUCACAAGCAGGGUUGUUGUCAUAUUGAAGAUCUUCAAGGGAGUGGACACUAUUGCGUGAUAGUGACCCGGUAGAGAAUGAAAACCACCCCCAGAGCAAUAUUUCACAGAGUUAAGACCUGAAACUCUGACAAAAUGAGAUCUAGUACACCAGAAAAGACUGGCCGCCCACUUUUAUUUUGUGUUUGUUUUAAAAACUGUACAAGACCACCGGCUGAACUGUAUUUUACUGUUUGUUUCUACAGUAAACACCUGAGGGUGGUUUUGAUUUUAAACCGUGGGCAGGUAAACCACAUUAUUUAUUCAUCAAAGUUCAGUUCGUCGCUCUCAAUCACUGUACUGUGCAAAGGGGCCAAGCGGUCAGUGAGUCACCUGAUGUUCACGUUUACUUCAAAGCCGCGAAUACUGACUGUGAAAGAUUCAUCCACACAACUGCACUGCACUAAACGAGGAAAAUCAGCGAUCAGGAUCAGACGAAUCUCUUGGAAAAUCCACCGUCAUGCUGUACUUGCGAUGUAUUAGAUAUUUUAUCUGAUGGACCGUUGAGAUCCGACUUCUGUCGACGUGGUCAAAUGUGGGUUAAAUAGCCAAAAAAUAUUUUAUAUGUAUAGAAGAUACGAGCAGUAAACUCUUCUCAUUGCAAUUACAUUAAUACGAAACUGUUUUAAGAAUGAAAUCGGUUUACACUCGCUCCAGAUUCCGUUCGGAUUCCGUUGUGUUUCCACGAAACAGACGUCACGAUUUGUUCGCACUGUACAGUUAAUUGCAUGCGGCAAUGUUGUUCUCUGAAUGUUUGCAUUGUACAUAGAAAUUUUAUUGAACAUACGAUAAUUAUUUUAAUUACGUUCGUGUACAGUGUAUCCAAUCAAUACCGAACUUAAAUGAUCGAUUUAUGAUUUGGAAAUGGUUUUAAAAGGAAAUUCAAUUUGUGUAGCUCGUGAAUGUUCGAGGAGUUCUCGACGCCGGUGUCGAAUAGUUUUCCUGCAUCGUAUCUAAUUUAUUGAACCAGUUUUACACUGGGAAAGGCAUGAUAAUGUUUGUACGACAUAUUUAUUAUUUUUUAACGGAAAGAUAUAAAAGUCGUCAAUGUAUCUGAGUAGAUAUACAGCAUAUGAGAGAUUUCACAAUACAGAGAUACUUUUAUGAAUUCAUUGUCACUAUGUAAGACAAAUGUAGUGUAGAAUAUUCAUGCUGUACACACAUGCAUUCAGUGGCGGCACAGAUGUGAGUGCAUGAGUAGUUUUACUGAUUUAUGAAAGACAGCUUCAUCGAUUUGCGUGGAAACAAUUUUAAAUAGGCUCUGUUUUUAUUGAACUUAGUACUUGAAUUUUGAAAUGCGUUAUUCUGAGAGACAGACCUAUGAAGAAUUGUCUUUUAUUGGCACAAAUUAUACAGGAAUCCAUUGUGAUUUUUGCCUUUGCAUUCAAUCACUUAAAAUGCCUUUUUGUUUUGUUCAAUAAACAUCUUUUAUUUACUA